This is a messenger RNA of Kluyveromyces lactis, 279 nucleotides long. It is a transcript of the gene RPL43B, whose product is annotated as 60S ribosomal protein eL43. Lineage: Eukaryota; Fungi; Ascomycota; Saccharomycetes; Saccharomycetales; Saccharomycetaceae. Gene Ontology annotation, biological process: translation. Bases 1 to 279 code for a protein of 92 amino acids. Gene Ontology annotation, cellular component: ribosome. Gene Ontology annotation, molecular function: structural constituent of ribosome. The record is from RefSeq and is a predicted model, not a curated record. The transcript has 2 exons.
AUGGCUAAAAGAACUAAGAAGGUUGGUAUCACUGGUAAGUACGGUGUCCGUUACGGUUCCUCUUUGAGAAGACAAGUUAAGAAGUUGGAAGUUCAACAACACGCCACUUAUAACUGUUCUUUCUGUGGUAAGACUUGUGUUAAGAGAGGUGCUGCUGGUGUCUGGUCUUGUUCUUCUUGUAACAGAACCAUCGCUGGUGGUGCUUACACUUUGUCUACCGCCGCUGCCGCUACCGUCAGAUCUACCAUCAGAAGAUUGAGAGACAUGGCUGAAGCUUAA